This is a messenger RNA of Thrips palmi, 660 nucleotides long. RefSeq lists its product as uncharacterized. The coding region runs from base 83 to 514 and encodes 143 amino acids. Lineage: Eukaryota; Metazoa; Arthropoda; Insecta; Thysanoptera; Thripidae. The transcript has 4 exons. The record is from RefSeq and is a predicted model, not a curated record.
AGCGUGGCCUGGCCGAACGCAUCGCACAGGCUAUCACCGAGUGACUUAGUUCUAUGUGCCCGUGCUGCCCACGACUGCCGCCAUGGGGAUUAGGAUUACCUUCUUAGCGCUCUGCGUGCUGGCGUGGGCGUCGGUGGGCCGGGCGUCCCCCGCCCCGCGCGGCAUCCUCUACACGCUGCUGCGCGACAACGUGGCCGGCGCGCCGGUGGUGCACGAGAAGCAGCAGUGGUCCUUCGACCCGGACGUGGGGCUGCGGCGCCGCGACGAGUUCCAGCGCAUGCACGGCUACCGCGCCUACAACCUGGUGGAGCAGGCCGGGCUGGGCGAGGACGGCCGCAUGGAGGAGCGGCGCCAGCAGCAGGCGUACCGAGACUCGUUCCCGGUGCCGCCCGAGCGCGACUGGCAGCCCGGACAGCCCCAGCCGCCCCUGCGCAGUUCCAGGAGCCCCGGCCGCGCCGCCGGCACGCGCACCCUGCGCAGCCCGCGCUUCGGACUCCUCGGGAUGCUGCUCUAGAGCUCUAGUCAGGUGGUGGCGGCGUUGGUGUGCCUCGCCCCGGCCAGCGAGGCGACCAUCCCGCAACCCCGAGCGCCCAACUUCCAGUAUUUUGAAAGGCCGCAGUACCGGUACCCGUACUACGACGCGGCGGGCCGGGGCCGCCU